Priceomyces carsonii is the source of this 558-nucleotide messenger RNA. RefSeq names its product polyphosphatase. The transcript has a single exon. Gene Ontology annotation, cellular component: cytoplasm; nucleus. The coding region runs from base 1 to 558 and encodes 185 amino acids. Gene Ontology annotation, molecular function: diphosphoinositol-polyphosphate diphosphatase activity; bis(5'-adenosyl)-pentaphosphatase activity; endopolyphosphatase activity. Lineage: Eukaryota; Fungi; Ascomycota; Pichiomycetes; Serinales; Debaryomycetaceae. The record is from RefSeq and is a predicted model, not a curated record. Gene Ontology annotation, biological process: diadenosine hexaphosphate catabolic process; diphosphoinositol polyphosphate metabolic process; adenosine 5'-(hexahydrogen pentaphosphate) catabolic process.
AUGGUUAACCCAAAUCUUUCCGAAAAGCUAGAAAGUUCAAGGGUUGGUAGAGCCAAUCAACGGUAUAAUCCAGAAACUGGUGCUCGAAUGGUCGCAGGAUGUAUCUGCUUGGACGCUUCAAAGCAGAAAGUGAUAAUGAUACUGUCAUCACAGCAUAAUAACCGGUGGGUGUUGCCAAAAGGAGGGAUAGAAAUGGAUGAGGGAGACGAUUUCGUUGUAAGUGCAGUUAGGGAAACGUGGGAAGAAGCGGGAGUUGAAGGCAAAAUCCUGGAGAAAUUGCCAGUUGUAUUGGAUUCGAGGAAAAAGGCACCAGUAUUAAAGCCGGGUGAAGACUUUGACCCUCUGAAACUCAUUCCAAAAUCUGAAUUUCAUUUUUAUGAAAUGAUUGUAUAUGAAUUGAGUACGAAAUGGCCAGAGCAGAAAGAGAGAGAAAGAAGGUGGUGUACAUAUUCAGAAGCCAAGCAUGAGUUGACUAAAUCGAAUCGUCCGGAACUCAUCGAAGCUUUGGACCUGUCGCAUAUAGUUAAAGACAUUAAAGAAAGGGAUCAAACGUAUUAA